AUGCAACACAGGAACUCUAAUGACGCACAUGCAUGGCUACGCAAAACGUAAACAAUCUGUCACAACCAAGUUUUUAGGACACUGAAUUACCACAUUUUUACCACAGAUUUUAUAUUUUCAUUAUAUAUGGUUUGCCAAUAGAAUAAUGGGAAGCGGAGUCAGUACCCCAAAGACCCCAGGUGGGUCUGCUUUGCCACUAGAACUACCUAGUCUGAAAAUAGCUCUUGUUGGUGAUCCAGGUGUUGGUAAGACAAGUGUUCUAUUGCGAUACCUCAGGAACCAAUUCAGCCCACUGUAUGUACCAACAAAAAAAGUAGCUAUAGAGAAUGUUGUUCGGAAGUUAAAUGUACCUGCCCACACUGUGGUGUCCAUGACUUUCUGGGACAUUCCUGGAAGAGAAGACAUGGAUCUUCAUAAAUCGUACUUUAGAAACCUAGAUGCUGCCAUAGUGGUAGUUGACCUGACCAACAAAGCUACUAUAGACAUGGCAAAUGUUUGGAAACAAACUGUUCUCAACAAACUGACAAGGCUGGUUCCUACAGAAAUCAGUAACAAUGGGGAACAAUUGCAAGAGGUUCCAGUGAGUCCUGUCAACUUCCCAGUACUGCUUCUUGGCAAUAAGUUUGAUAUUAUAGAAGAGGAAAUAUACCAUGAUCUUGCCAACAGACAAGUAUCUGCAAGUUUGGAUGUAAAUGGUGAAAUUGAAUUAAGACACGGCUCAGUAGCCCAUUUAGAGAGUGUGGCUGAACAACACAACUUUAUUGGAAGUGUUGCAGUGUCAGCUAAACAGUCAGACAAUUCUGUUACAAUGGCAAUACAAUCAAUGGUCCGCAAUAUUCUUGAGAAACGUAACAUUCCACGAAAAUGGAAGGCUGUACCAGAAAAAGUGAAGCCACCUAAGAAAGACAGACCGUUCAUAUAUGACAAGCUGGAGAAAACUGACAUUGAAAAGGUGUUCCGAAUGUACAAGUACAAUAGGUUGGAAAUUGUUGGAUAUGAUAAGCAAGAUGAGGUUAUAGACAAAGCAGAUGGUGUAGUAAAGGAGACAGUUGUCCUCAGGCACUAUUUUACAGUGUCAUAUGCCAGAUUUCAACAUGCCUGUAAGAAAGGAAGUAUAGUGGCAGAGGAUGAGCCCAGUCUAGAGGAUUGUAUCUUUGGUUUGAAACAAGCAGCUAAGAAAGGCACUCACAUCAAGAUUUGUGAGGAGGAAGGGUUUGUCAAGAUUGGUGUUAGUUUUGAUGAUGACAAGGAGAUUAAACAAACAAAACCAUGGAAGCAAGCUUACAGGAUCUUUCACAAUGAGUAUGUUGCUGUAGGCAGGUCCAUCAUGAAGGAAGGGCCUAAAAUUGAAAUGGCGUUGGAGAAGUUUGAUAAUGCAAUGGAGAAAAUGCUACAAGAGUACACAGAGCAGCUUGAAUCAACCAAUGAGAAAAAAGAUAACAAAAAGAAGAUUGUGGCAGUGACCAAUAAGAUUAUCCGUAACAGAGCAAAGAUACAGCAUUCAAGAGAUGCAAUGAGGGAAGCAAUGAAAGAUGUAGAAAUGGCUGCUAAGAAAAUGAUGAGUGUUGAUCUAUGGUGAAAAAUUAGCAAAAAGGAAACACAACAGACUGUAUUCAUAGAAAAUGGAAUAUGGGACAUGCCGUCAAAUAGUUUUAUUUCAUGCUUUCCAGUGUUUUAUUGUAAUAUAUCAGAUAAUUGUAUUCUGAUAAACCACUAGUGAAAUUUAUAAAAUAUAAUUUUCACUGUAGCCGGACUAUCUCUGAAUGAGGAUGAAAAGAAAAUCAUAACUAAAUGGAAUAACACGCAGAAAUAAAUGCUGUCAUGCGUAAAUUUUGCUUCUUUAGGAAAAGAAAGUCGAUGUCACCAUACAUCAUAUUAAAAAUGUAACAAAAUUAGAGAAAUUUAACAGAACUAUAUUUCAAAAUUGAUAAUGUGACGUCAUGAUGUGAUGACGUCACAAAGGAGAAUGCGUGACGUUACGCGGCAAAAUCAGUAAAAAAUACUUAAAAUCACUUAAAAAGCAUGAAAUAAAAAGAAAAUUUAUUUGUUUUACAUAUAAGAUUGAAAUAUAUUUCAUUCGUGAACACCAGCUAUUAUAUUUUCACUCGUGGCUACGCCACUUGUGAAAAUAUUGCAACUGAUGUUCACUCAGUGAAAUUAUAUUUCAAUCUUGCAUGCAAAACAAACAAAUAUCCUCUAUAAGGUUACUGGUUGGGGUAUGUAUCACAUGUAGUUAUAGAUCUAGUUUUUGCUGCUGUCAUUCAAAGGAUGAAUCAUUCUGCUGAAUUUUUAACCCUUUUCCGCGUAGCGGAAAGGCGAUUAUAGAAAUGGCCUCCGUUUGUCCGUCCAUCUGUCUGUCCAUUAGUAACCGUUUUGUGUCUGCUCCAUAACUUUAAACCACUGAAAAAUUUUUUAAAUAUUUUUGCACAAGUGAUUGCCAUAAUGAGAAGAUGUGCAGAGUGCAAUAAUUGGGUUGCUGCACCCAAGGUCACACUUAAUGGUCAAAUGUAUAAAAGUCUACAUUUCGUGUCCCCUCCAUAACUUUUAAACCUCUGAAAUCUUUAUACCAUCGCACAACAAAGUUGUAAUGGGGGGGGGGGGUAUACUGGAAUCAGCAAGUUCGUCCAGACGUCCAGCCUUCCGUCUGUUUUACCUUGUCGGCCCAAUAACUUAAGAUGACCCACUGUCUUCAUAUUUGGCAUUUAGAUUGAUCAUGAUUAGUAGAUGAUCCCUAUUGAUUUUGGGAUCACCAGGUCAAAGGUCAAGGUCACAGGGGCCUUGACUAAAAAAAGCUUGUUCGCCCAAUAACUUUGACCCACAGUCUUCAUAUUUGGCAUGGAGGUUAGCCAUGACCAUUAGAUGACCCCUAUUGAUUUUGGGGUCAAAGGUCAAAAUCAGACGGGCCUUGACUUAAAAAAGCUUGUCCUCCCAAUAACUUAAGAUUCCUUUUACCCACUGUCUCCAUAUUUGGCAUAAAGGUUAGUCAUGAUUAUUAGAUGACCUCUAUUGAUUUUGAGGUCAAAGGUCAAGGUCAGAAGGGUGGUCACUAAAAAAUGCUUGUCUGCCUAUUAACUUAAGAAUCCUUUGACCCACAUUCUUCAUAUUUGGCAUGGAGGUUAGUCAUGAUUAUUAGAUGAACCCUAUAGAUUUUGAGGUCACUGGGUCAAAGAUCAAGGUCACAGGGGCCGUUAGUUCAAAAAGCUUCUCCGCUCAAUUGCUUAAGAAUGCUUUUGUCAACAGUCUUCAUAUUUGGCAUUGAGGUUGGUUAUGACUAGUGAAUGACCCCUAUUGAUUUUGAAGUCACAAUGUCAUAGGUCAAAGUCAGAAGGGCCCAGACUAAAAAAGCUUGUCAGCUCAAUAACUUAAGAAUCCUUUUACCCAAAGUCUUUAUAUUUGGCAUGAAGGUUAGUCAUGACCAUUAGAUGACCUGUAUAAAGUUUGAGGUCACUGGGUCAAAGGUCUUGGUCACAGGGGCCUUAACAACAAAAGUUUGUCUGCCCAAUAACAUUUUGACUUUAUGGAAGAUUGUAAAUAACUUGGUACAAAUUAUCACCAUCAUUAGACUAUGUGUUUAUGAUAUGCAUGGCACAACAUCAAGGUCAUGGUUGGUAAAAGGUCAAGAAUUGCACAUUCAUGUUCACUGCGGAAAGGGAUUAAGCUGUCAUUCAGACUGCCUAUGAACAGGAUUAUGAAUAAUGAUUUUCUUAAAACAUUUUAACAUAACUCUUAGGCAUGUCCCUUUGUUGGUUUUAAAUGCACUAUGUAACUUGUUUAGCAUUUUAAUGAUUAUCCCCUGCCGAUGGAAUCGGGAGGGGGAUAUAGUUUUGGCGUUGUCCGUCCGUCCUUCCGUCCGUCCGAAUUUCGUUUCCGGAGUAGUUCUCUGCAACUAAUGGCUGGAAUUCAACGAAACUUUAUGGGAAUGUUGAUCAGCAUGUGAAGUUGUGCACCUGGGUAUUUUCGUCUGGAUAUUUUUAGUAUUUUUAGAGUUAUUGCCCUUGACUCAGUAAAAUUUUGUCCGAAUUUCGUUUCCGGAGUAGUUCUCUGCAACUAAUGGCUGGAAUUCAACGAAACUUUAUGGGAAUGUUGAUCAGCAUGUGAAGUUGUGCACCUGGGUAUUUUCGUCUGGAUAUUUUUAGUAUUUUUAGAGUUAUUGCCCUUGACUUAGUAAAAUUUUGUAAUUUUCAACUUGUGUCGCAUGUAACUCAAAAGGUAUUUGACCUAGAGUCAUGCAACUUUACAGGAAUGUUGAUCAGUAUGUGUAGUUGUGCACCUGGGUAUUUUCGUCCGGAUAUUUUAAGUAUUUUUAGAGUUAUUGCCCUUGACUUAGUAAAAUUUUGCAAUUUUCAACUUGUGUCGCAUGUAACUCAAAAAGUAUUUGACCUAGAGUCAUGAUAAUUUACAGGAAUGUUGAUCAGCAUGUGUAGUUGUGCACCUGGAUAUAUAGUAUUUUUAGAGUUAUUGCCCUUGACUUAGAAAGUGUGUCGCAUGUAACUCAAAAAGGAUUUGACAUAGAGUCAUUAAACCUUAUUGGAAAGUUGCUCAGCAUAUUAAGUUUGUUCCUGGGGUUUCGCUUGUGGAUUUAUCCAGUAUUUGUAGAGUUAUUUCCCUUGACUUAGUAAAAACUGUUUCAUUAUGUUGUUAUUUGAUCCUUGAGUGCUUGAGUUAGAAUCGACCAACUUUACAGGAAUAAUGAUCAACAUCACUAAAUUACAGGAAUAAUGAUUCACCUCACUGUGAAGCUAUGAACCUGGGACUUUGCAUGUGGAUUUUUUUCAGUUUUGUUAGAGUUAUUGCCCUUGAAUUACAGUAGUAUAAAUUUGCAAUUUUCAACUUGGGGUUUGCUUGGGGAUUUAUUCAGUAUUUGUAAAGUUCUUGCCCUUUACUUAGUAAAAAGAUUUUUAGUUUUCAAAAAAUAUUUGACCUAGAGUCAUAAGAUUGACAGAACAGUGGCGCGGUGGGGGCACCCGUGUCCUAUGGACACAUAAUAUUCUAGUUUUUAUUAAAGAAGAAUUAAAAUGAUUUGUUACAAUAACAUUUAAAAAUAUUUGAAAAUUGUGAGAUCCCUUCUUGAUGCCUUGAAAAUGGCAAUGAAGUCUGGAGAUUAAGAUGUUUUUACAUCUAGGUGAGCUAUUGUGAUCCCCCACCGUCCGUCGUCGUGCGUCGUCAGCAAUUUCUAUAAACAACAUCUCCUCAGAAACAAAUGACUGCACAGCAACCAAACUUUACAGGAAUGAUCCUAGGGUGGUCCCCUGCCAAAGUUGAUCAAAUGGUUCCGGUCUGUUGCAUAAGUGCUCACAGGGCCAGAAAAAGAGUUUCAAAAAUGCAAAAUUAAAAAAUCUUGUCUGAAAGUACAAGGCCUAGAGCUUUGAUAUUUGGUAUAUGAUAUAACCUAUAGGUCCUCUACCAAAAUUGUUCAAAUUUUAGCCCUGGGGUCAAAAUUGGCCCCACUCCAGGGGGUCAUAGAUUUUCCUUAUAUGUAUAUAGUGAAAACUUAAAAAUUCUUCUUGUUUGAAGGUAGAAGGCUUCAAGUUCAAAGAAUAUUACAGUUUAUGCCAUGAUAAAUAUAUAAAUAAAGCCUUAUGCCUUCAGUUGUUGUGUUAAUAAUAACCAGUACUCGGCGGGGGAUAUAAAUUCAACGAAUUUGCUUGUUGACAUUUAAUCUGUUAAGACAAUCUUGUAUCUAUUUUAUGUUUUGUUUUUUGAAAUUUUCAAAAGCAGUUUUAUUAGAUAUUGUAAGACCUAUGUACCAUUAAAGAUUACCAAUUUAAGCAUUUAUACUAAGUUUUUUUAUGCCCCCAAAGGGAGGCAUAUUAACGCAUAUUAAAAUUGCACUGUCCGUCUGUCUGUCCAUCUGUCUGUCCAUUCAUCUGUGCGUUCCCACUUCAUUCGUGUCCGGACUUUAACUUUGUCAUACAGAGGGAUUUUGAAAUAACUUGGCACAAAUGUCUACCACAUCAAGAUGAUGUGUUGCGUCCAAGAACCACAUCCCUACCUCAAAGGUCAAGGUCACUCUAUCAUUUUGAAGUUCACUUUAUUACAAUUAGUAUUCAUAGGUACACACAUUUGUGUCCGGACUGUAACAUUGUCAUGCAUUGAAGGAUUUUAUAAUAACUAGGCAUAAAUGUCUACCCCUUCAAGACGACAUGUCACAACUAAGACCCAUGUUCCUACCUUCAAGGUCAAGGUGACACUUAUAGCUUGAAGGUUCUCAUUCUCUCAAGAGAGCUUGAAGAUACACUUUCAUGUCCCGACUGUUACUUUGUCAUGCAUGGAAGGAUUUUAACACAAUUUGGCACAAAUGUCUACCACAUCAAGACAAUGUGUCACGGCUAAGGCUCAUGUACGUUUGUCUGUCCAUGUGCCCCCACUUAGACAACAAUCAUGUCCAGACUGUAAAUUUGUCAUGCAUUGAGGGAUUUUGAAAUAACUUGGCACAAAUGUCUAUCUCAUGACAAUUAACAUUCUGUUGCAACCAAGAUCCACGUCCUUUCUUCAAAGGUCAAGGUCACACUUAUAUUUUGAUGGUUCAGGCUAUCACAAUUAGAGAUUAUAAUAAUGUACAAUAAUACAAAGAACAAUAUUAAGCAAUUAGUUACUUUCAUUCUCUUUUCUUUUCAUAAUACUUGCAUGCUUAAGAAACCUUUUUGGGGGCAUUCGUCACUUGUGUGACAGGUCUUGUGUGUAACAAAUUUGUUGGUAUGAUCAGAAAUAAGGAGAUUAUGUAUGUAAAUAUUUUUCUUUUAUUUGAUUAUUUCAUUUUGAUUUGAAACUGUUCCUUAUUGAUAUUUUAUGUAAGAUUAUCCGGCAUUAGAGAUAAUUCAGCAUUAAAGAUAAAUGUUUAAAUAUUGUUAUAACUAAAGAGGUAUCUGGUUAAAAUACCAUGUCCAAACAGACAACUUGAUAUAUGUUCUAUUGAUUUAUUUCAUUAAGUGCAAAAUAAAAUUUGUUUCCCAGUAUUUUUUGCAUUUGAACAUUGAUCUGAAAAUGCUAGCUUUUAUUAUACCUUGUGUGGAAGUUAACUGACAUCUUCGAUUAUCAAAGUAUAAAGUCUCACACAUGGCUUAUUUUAUAUUUUUCAUUAUAAUUCUCAUUAUAUCUAAUAAAAAGAAUCAUUAUUUUCUGCUUUUAACAAACACAAUGUUAUUUAUUCAUUUGGUACUCCAAAUUUAAUGUAAUCAUGUUAACCAAAUAAUUAAAGAUAAUUUUACAAAUGUGAAUAUUUUUUGUGUUUUAAUCAAUGAAAGAUCUUGUUGUUUUUUUCAUUCACUUUAUUUGUUGUUGUUUUCUCAUUUUGCAACAGGAUUUCUUUUUUUUUAGCACUAAGAACAAACUUUUUUACAGCAUUUUUACAGCAAUCGGAUGUAUUUGUUGUUUUGUAUUGUUCUGCAUGUUUACAUUAUUGUAAGUUUAGGAUGAUUGUUUAUACUUGUUAAAAAAUCAUUGUAUUUUCAGACAUGCUCUUAUUUUAAUGUGAUUUUUAAUAACAAAAAGCAAUGGCACUUUUUUUGUCAAUGAAAAUUUUCCAUUUGUGCUUGCAUUAAUUUUCUGUAGAAUGGACAAUGAUAAACAAUCAGUGAAUUUUAUAGUGUGACAAAUGUUGCAUUAAUCUAAAUGUCAAAUAAA
This is a messenger RNA of Ruditapes philippinarum (Manila clam), 7623 nucleotides long. RefSeq lists its product as uncharacterized. Bases 146 to 1579 code for a protein of 477 amino acids. The transcript has 12 exons. The record is from RefSeq and is a predicted model, not a curated record. Gene Ontology annotation, molecular function: GTPase activity; GTP binding. Lineage: Eukaryota; Metazoa; Mollusca; Bivalvia; Venerida; Veneridae.